This is a messenger RNA of Arabidopsis lyrata subsp. lyrata, 1515 nucleotides long. RefSeq lists its product as uncharacterized. Lineage: Eukaryota; Viridiplantae; Streptophyta; Magnoliopsida; Brassicales; Brassicaceae. The transcript is spliced from 5 exons. The record is from RefSeq and is a predicted model, not a curated record. Bases 107 to 1348 code for a protein of 413 amino acids.
AAAAUAUAUAAUAUUACUCUCUCCUCUGCUUCUUCUGCUUCUUCUUCCUCUUCUCAGAACUUUCAGUUUCGAUCUCCUAAAAAGUUUGAACUUUCCGUUGAAUUAAAUGGGAAGCGGAAGAUAUUUAGACGACCCUUUAACAUUUACUAGAAACCCACCAUCCUCGUCUUCUCCAAUCACCGAAUCUAGCUUUCUCGGCGAAUCGAUCUCUCGCUCUGGAAGCUUUGAGAGUGAAAGCUUACGAGGAGGCGAUGGUGAUAGCUUUAGCGAUGCAGAUUUCUCACUUGAGAAACUCGCUGGUACUGUACAGUUCUACGAGAGGCAUGUCUUCUUGUGCUACAAAAAGCCCUCCGUUUGGCCCGCGAGGAUCGAAGCGUCUGAGUUUGAUCGGUUACCGAGGCUUCUCUCUUCCGUUAUAUCGGCCAGGAAGAGUAGUAUGACGAAAGAGACUCUACUCACAAUAUGUGAGGGGCAUGAUGGUUCAGAGACAUCAAAUGGGGAUGUUCUGAUAUUUCCAGAUAUGAUCAGAUACAGAAGGUUGACUCAUUUUGAUGUCGACACAUUUGUUGAAGAGGUGCUUGUGAAGGAUGUUGAGUGGUUGCCUGGAAAUUCUGAAUCUCUAAGAGGUUCAUAUGUCUUUGUAUGUUGUCAUGGAUCCCGAGACCGGCGAUGUGGGGUUUGUGGACCUUCGCUGGUUAGUCGAUUCAGAGAAGAAAUUGAAUUGUGUAGUCUCCGAGGUGAAGUUUCGGUCAGCCCUUGUUCUCACAUUGGUGAUCACAAAUACACUGGAGAUGUUCUCAUCUAUGGAUUAAACAUCAACCAGAGAGUCACAGGACACUGGUAUGGAUGUGUGACUCUAGAGGAUGUACCUCUUUUAUUGGAGCAACACAUUAACAAAGGCGAAAUUGUAGACCGGCUUUGGAGGGGUGAAAUGGGUCUGCCAGAAGAAGAUCAGAAGAAAACUCAAGAACAAAGGUUACUAUUAAACAGCGAAAAGAUCAGCAACAGAGAGGUGACUCAAGAAUCAUUUAAUAAUGGUAUCUGUUGCCAGUCUCGAGCUGUCCCAGAGCUUAACGGUAGUUGUUGCCAACAAAAUUGGAACUCCUCUUACUGUCUGGAGGAGAAUCACACAGAGAAAAAUACCCCGGAAAGAGUAGCCUCUGUAAAAAAAGCAUCUCUUCGGAUAAGUAGCAGCGAAAAUGGAUCUUCUUGUGGAUUCAAGGCUUGUGCUACGAUAUCAAUGUGGUUGGAGAGUUGGGAGAAAGAGGAUACAUAUGCUGCUUUAGCCGUUGCUUGUGCUGCUGCAUCUGUGGCUAUUGCUUAUAACUGCUAUAAACAAUUGAAAUGAAGCAAUGUGUUUUUAUAUCUAGCUUCUAUCCAAUGGUAAUUAUCUCAGUAUUUAGACUAGAUUUUUCCUCUUCGUCUGUAUAGAGUUAGAAGAGGGUUUUAACUUUUAUGUAAGAACGGUUUGUUGAUAAUAUAUAUCCAUUUUGUAAGAAAUUACUGUUUUAGUCA